This is a messenger RNA of Grammomys surdaster, 1568 nucleotides long. RefSeq names its product syntaxin 18 (gene Stx18). Lineage: Eukaryota; Metazoa; Chordata; Mammalia; Rodentia; Muridae. Gene Ontology annotation, biological process: retrograde vesicle-mediated transport, Golgi to endoplasmic reticulum; intracellular protein transport. Bases 101 to 1105 code for a protein of 334 amino acids. The transcript has 11 exons. The record is from RefSeq and is a predicted model, not a curated record. Gene Ontology annotation, cellular component: membrane; SNARE complex; endoplasmic reticulum. Gene Ontology annotation, molecular function: SNAP receptor activity.
GGCGUGCGAAAUCGGAACGUCCCUCAGCGGCCGAGUUCUUGCCGGGGUCGCUUGCUGCUGACGUGUGCCUGACCGGCUUCAGGCCGAGGUGCAGGUCGCUAUGGCGGUGGACAUCACACUGCUCUUCCGAGCUAGCGUCAAAACAGUGAAGACUCGGAAUAAGGCUCUGGGAGUGGCCGUGGGUGGUGGGGCCGAUGGCAGCCGGGAUGAACUGUUCCGCAGAAGUCCUCGGCCCAAGGGAGACUUCUCCAGCCGGGCCCGUGAAGUGAUUUCUCACAUUGGGAAGCUGAGAGACUUUCUCCUGGAACACAGGAAGGAGUAUAUUAAUGCCUACAGCCACACCAUGUCUGAAUAUGGAAGGAUGACAGACACAGAGCGAGACCAGAUAGACCAGGAUGCUCAGAUCUUCAUGAGGACCUGUUCAGAUGCAAUUCAGCAACUCAGAACAGAAGCCCACAAGGAGAUACAUUCCCAGCAAGUGAAGGAACACAGGACUGCGGUUUUGGAUUUCGUUGAAGAUUACUUAAAAAGAGUGUGUAAGCUUUACUCUGAACAAAGAGCCAUCCGAGUGAAGCGUGUGGUGGAUAAGAAAAGACUAUCUAAGCUGGAACCUGAGCCACAUACAAAGAGGAAAGAGUCCACAUCUGAGAAAGCCUCUCAGAAUGCUUCCCAGGACUCUGAAGAAAAGCCUGCUGCUGAGGAGUUGCCAGAAAAGCCUUUGGCUGAGUCACAACCCGAACUGGGAACCUGGGGCGAUGGCAAGGGUGAAGAUGAGCUGUCUCCUGAAGAGAUACAGAUGUUUGAACAAGAAAAUCAGCGACUCAUUGGUGAAAUGAACAGCUUAUUUGAUGAAGUGAGGCAAAUUGAAGGGAAAGUUGUUGAAAUUUCCAGACUCCAAGAGAUAUUCACUGAAAAGGUUUUGCAACAGGAAACUGAGAUCGACAGUAUUCACCAGUUAGUUGUGGGGGCAACUGAAAAUAUUAAGGAAGGCAACGAAGACAUACGAGAGGCCAUCAAAAACAAUGCAGGCUUCCGAGUGUGGAUCCUCUUCUUCCUCGUGAUGUGUUCCUUUUCCUUGCUCUUCCUUGACUGGUAUGACAGCUAGCCCACCAGGGCUGCGCCUGCGCCUGCACCACUGCCUUGGACACACCAUGUGCCAGCAUGUGUCUCAUCUGCUAUGGAGCUGUGUAAGGUCCAAGGGUUGGGAAAACAUGGCCCCCAAGCCAACCUUUGGAACCUCUCAGGACCUGGAAAUACAUGGGUUGCAAGUGUCCUAUAUAGUCUUCAGGGUGGAAGAUAAAGUUAGUCAGAGCUACACUGUCAGGACAGGCCACAAGCAUGGUGGGGGCUGCGCAGCGCAAGGGUAUGGCACGCCUCCUGUCCUCACUACAGGCUUGGGGCCAUCUCCUGCCCUUCCCACACCAGUAGCUUCAGGGGAGAACGUGCCUGUUUCUAAAGUCAUCAGUUCUUAUUUCCUUGUGUCAUCUCAUGUGUGCUGAUACGUGGCCAUUUUGUCAUAGAAAAUAAUUCACAGCUGCCUUGUCAAGCUAAUAAAUGCAAUUACAGCA